This is a messenger RNA of Centropristis striata (black sea bass), 1962 nucleotides long. RefSeq names its product interleukin 7 receptor (gene il7r). Gene Ontology annotation, biological process: hemopoiesis; cytokine-mediated signaling pathway; positive regulation of receptor signaling pathway via JAK-STAT. Gene Ontology annotation, molecular function: cytokine receptor activity; protein binding. Gene Ontology annotation, cellular component: membrane; external side of plasma membrane. Bases 1 to 1227 code for a protein of 408 amino acids. The transcript is spliced from 8 exons. The record is from RefSeq and is a predicted model, not a curated record. Lineage: Eukaryota; Metazoa; Chordata; Actinopteri; Perciformes; Serranidae.
AUGCUGCUGCUGCUGCUGCUGCUGCCGCCGGCCGCCCACGCACAGAGUGGGGACGCGGACAGGGACGGGGACGGGGACAUGGAGCCCCGGAUCAGCUGCACCUCCGACAUCCUGGUCAAAUACAGCAGCCUCACCUGCCGGCUGCUCGCACACCGCCGCGCCGGAGAGGACGACGAGGACGACGGGGACGAUGGCAUGGAGAAGAUGACCGCGUGCUACAUGGACUACAGCCUGAACCAGAGGAAGUGCAAUGAGGCCCUGGGGGACACCGUCACGGGUCUGAGUCCUCUGCCUCGGUUAGACGUGAGCAUCCUCCUGAAAACAGGACGGACCAUCAAUACCACCGUGGAGCUGAUGAAAAUCAUCAAGCCCAGAAGUCCUCGGGUGAAGGACGUGUCCUUCAACACAGACUCAGACCAGGCAGAGCUGCACAUCUGGACUCCGUACGACAACGAGUACCCCAAAGAGUACCUGCAUCAGGGCACGCUGCUGUUUGAGCUGAAGCUGUGGGCGGCGGGCAGCUCAAUUACUCAGAACGUCACGUCGGACACCCUGCGGAUUGACCUGAAGCGGCUGGGGGGGCACCGGGAGUGGAGGGUCAGCGUGCGAGCGCUGCCCGUCAACGGUAUGCAGGGAACCUGGAGCGACUGGAGCGAGACGUUCGGGUUCCUUACUCCCGCUGAGGAGAACGUCCCGCAGGCGGCCGUUGGAGGACGGGAGCUCUCCAAGCUGAUCGUGUGUCUGGUCGUUCUGGUCGUGGUACCUUCAAGUGUCCUUCUCUUCUGGAAAAACAAAAUAUUCAGCUACAUCUGGCCGAGCAUCCCACACCCCAAACAUACCCUGGUGCACAUCUGCAAGCCCAGUAAGGGACUCCUGCUGAACUUCAGACCUGAGGUGUUCAGUGCCCUGAACCUGGAGAAGUCUGAGGAUCAGCCCCAGGAGGAAGCAGAGCCUCCACCAGGUGCAGCUCCUGGCUCCGCCCAGAGCUCCGCCCAGAGCUCCGACCCGAGCUCCGCCAGCACCACCAGUGCGGACACCGAGGAGCUGGAGCUGUCUGCCCUGCUGAGCCCAACCUCCUCUGAUGGAGAGGACAGCCUGCAGAGCGUCCAGGACCUCCAGCCCGGGGACAGACCUGAGGGACCUGGAUCACCAGAGGCGUCCUGCAGCAGCGGAGGGAACGAGUCGGAGGCCUACGUCACCAUGUCCAGCUUCUACCGGAUCCAGUAGGUCAGCAGGUCUGACUGAAGGACCACAGCAGGAACCAACCAACAGCAGGACAGCAGUUCAUCUUAAAGACAUAUCUCUAUCUCUAUUAUAUAUCUUUUUUGAUGGAUUGCUAUGAAAUUGGGUUCAGAGACUGGAUCUCACCAACAAAGUUCAUCCAAUGAGCACGUUUACAUGCACAGAAUACUCCGUUUUUUAAUCCUACUUAUAAAAACAUCCCAAUAUUCCUUCUGAGCUUCUUUCAUGGCUCAUGAAAAUUCAUAUUCCAUCAAAGAUCCUGGUGGACUCGAUGCUCCAUGUAACCACGUCUUAGAGUCGAUCAGUGGGAGUUUGGACUGACGUCUUCAGUAAGACGUCUGUUGAACGUCUCCGUCACACUGGGGACGUUCAUGUCUGAUGGUUUUAUUUAUGUACCAUGUAGCUGAAUGUUUCAGAGGUUUAACAUGUAGCUUUUCCUCUGUCUUGCUGCUUUUAUGGGUGUAUGAUUAUAUAAGUAUAUUUUCAUGAUAUCUCACCGUGACUGAUACAUUAUGUUCCUGCAUCUUUUACUACAAUCACAGAAACCUGUAGCUGGUUAAAGGCUCAGUCCAGAGUCAGAUUUGAGCUCAGAGCAGCUGAUGUCACAUUUCACUGCAGGUUGGACAGAAAAACAUUCAUAUAUAUAUAUAAUGUACAGAUGUGAUGUGACAACAUAUUGACUGACCAUCUGUUUUUAUUUAACCAAAUAAACAUAUUAUG